Saccostrea cuccullata (small rock oyster) is the source of this 3421-nucleotide messenger RNA. RefSeq lists its product as uncharacterized. Bases 1 to 1686 code for a protein of 561 amino acids. The transcript has 9 exons. NCBI's taxonomy places the organism in Eukaryota, Metazoa, Mollusca, Bivalvia, Ostreida, Ostreidae. The record is from RefSeq and is a predicted model, not a curated record.
AUGAAAGAUAGAGAUUUAAUAUUUGAGUUUACCAGUCAUUGUACGAAGAUAUCAAGUGAUACUGAAUCAGAAAUAGAGAGAAAACUUAUUGGUCGUUGCGUUGAGGUCAAUGUGAAGAACCUUGUGGCACCGCACCCACUGAGAUGCUUGAGGAGUAUAGAUAGAAAGCAUGUCGAGAGUUUGAAAGAAUCAUUCAAAACAAGACCAGAAAACAGUGUUAUUUUUUUCGGGAUUGUCUUUGGAGAAAAUAUCGAUUUGAACGACUUGAACAAGAUUGGUUCAUUCCAAAUUGAAACAAUCGGUGGUAACCACUCAAGAAUUGCUCUCCAGGAGCUGUUUGAUGAAGGGCUCCUGAAGGAACCAACUAUCCAUGUAAAGCUCUACAAGAAUUUAACGGACACUGAGGCACUAAAGCUUGGGUUUGACCACAAUGUGUCGCAUGAACUUGCAAAACCCACAUCGGCUGAGGAAUUAUUAUUUCUUUUUAGACGAGAACUUCAGAAAAAAGUGACUGAAGAAGAAAUGUCUUCACCUCAAGCCUCUAAAUUGAAGAUGUGGAAGGAGACUUGCGCCUCAAUACUUGGCAUAUCCAAGACAAAGCUUCACAAUGUCUAUCAUUGCAUGCUGUCUUUGUGCUUAUCCUCAAAGAAUGGCUGGAAGCACAUUGAAGAUUUUGUGUCGUCCUGGCAUUCACGAAACCUUAAAAAAAUACCAAAAGGGGAAAUUAAGAAGACACAUUUCACAAAAAUGAGUGGGCCAACAGAGGAAGAGAGAAAUUCCUUGCUUGUCAAGUUGAUGGAGGGCGAAAUUGACUGGGUAGAGUUUAACAGGAGCUGUGCAUCCAAAAAAAAGUCAUCUAAAGCGAAAACAAGGACGGUGGAAGGUGAAAAAGCCCAAACGCCAUCUCCAAAAGAAGGAACCCCUAUGUCAGAGCAAAGUGAAACGGAGGAUGUUCAUCCUAACCAAGAAAAAGUGCUAGAAAACAAAAUCAAGGUCCAACAACAGACAGAAGAAAGAUUGAGAAAAGAAAUAUUGGACCUUGAAAAUGUCAUUCAGCUUCAAGCUGCUGACAUAAAGAAACUUGAAAUAUCUGAGAGGAAAGUAAAUUAUGCAGAAGAUGAAAUCAAAGAGCUUUUGAGAGAAAACAAAAUGCAGUCGGAAAAGAUUAAAAGCCUUACCAACGAAAUUCUAGAUCUGAAGAAUAUCAGAAAAGUCAAGCAGGAACUGGAAGAUCAAAAUCGUCAACUCAUUAAAGAAAAUGAAGAAUUAAAAGAACAACUAAAUUCUGUUCAGAAAAGGAAAUUCCUUGACCAAGAAGAGGCUUCAACUGCUACUGGAAAAAAGAAACAAAAGACUCAUUCAGCACAACCUGUGAAGACUUCCCAGACAUGUGAUAUGGUAACCAUUGCUGUUGUUGAGUACAACAAAAAGGUGUAUUUAGGAGAAAUCGUUGAUGGCGAAACAAUUACCUUCGCCCAAAAACCAUUGGGAAAAUUGGACGCCCCAAUCAAUUGGAAUCAGUUGGAGGAAAAAAGCUUCACUCUUAAUCUUAAAGAUAAGGCUAAACUCGACUCUAGAUUUGUUGUUUGCACGAUGGAAUGUGCAAAGGAGAAGAACAGACUAGUGUUAUGUGACAGUAAUAAAAAAAUAAUUGACAGUAAAAAAUCAACAUUUUCAAAUCAAUAGCCAUAACCCAUUUUUGAUCCCAAGAUUAAUCAGUUAUUUUGGCAGCUCGUACAUGUACAUGUUGAUUCAAACAUAUUAAUUUGAUGAUUCCUAAAAAUUCAACUUGGCACUAAAUAUUUUGGCUUGCAGUAUUUCAUUAUCAUUAAUAUUUCUUAACCAUUGUUUUAAUAUUCGAUGAAUUCCCAUGUCCAGCGUUGGUUUAAAGUUUCAGAAAUAUGUAUUUUAUUGAUAAAUAUUUUUAAAAAUCACAUGCACUCUUGCUGAAUUCACGAAUAUUAUUCUUGUAAUAGCAUUUUAAGAUAAAUUUUUAAAGGAAAAAUCAACAUCAUUUAUAUUUUUAUCUCUGAAUUUUUUUAUCCUUCAUACUUUUGUGAAUUCAACCAAAUAAAGCCGGUAUAUGUGAUUCUAGUAAUUAUGAUCAAGAAUAAUUAGAUUUAAUCUGUAUUUUAACUGUAGGAAAUUGUUGAAUCAUUAAUUUCUAUUUAUUUAUGUAUUUAACCAACUGAUUUAAAGUAUUUUUAGUGGACUCGCAAGCUUUUCUCGGUGGAUUACUUUUAAUGAAUUAUUGCAAGUGAUAUAAAGUAUUUUGGUGAUUCCACCAACUUUGUUCGAUGGAAUUGUACCUAAAUGUUAUGUUGCAUUUAGGUUUUUGCAUGUUUUGGUGGUUCCACCAGCUUUGCUAUGUGUAAUAUUUACACUAUGUUUAAGCAAUUGAAAAACAACUUUGUUCUGUGAAAUAUUUACCUUGCAUAAAUGCAAUUGAUAUAAAGUAUUUUUGGUGAAUCCACCAGCUUGUUUCUUUGGAUUAGUAGCCCUGACAUUUACAUUUGGUUUUUACGUUUUUUUGGUGGUUCAACCAGUUAGUUUUUCAACAACAAAAAUUACAUUGUAUUUACGCAAUUUAUCUAUAGAGUUUCUGGUGGUUCCACCAGCUUUGUUUGGCGUUAUAUUUGUAUAAUAUUACAGCAACUGAAAUAAAUUUUUUUUUGGUGAUUCCACCAGCUUCCUUCGGUGCAAUAUUUAUGCUACAUUUAUACAAUUGAUAUAAAGUAUUUUUGGUGUUUCCACCAACUUUUUCUGUGGAAUAUGUACCCUGAUGUGAUGUUACAUUAAGGUUUUUACAUGUACAUUUUUGGUGGUUCCACCAGCUAUGUUAGCUGUAAUAUUUACAUUGCAUUUAUUCGAUUGAAGUGAUUUAUUUUUGGUGAUUCCACCAGCUUUGUUUUGUGAAAUAUUUACAUUGCAUUGAUGCAAUUGAUAUAAAGUAUUUUUGGUGUUUCCACCAACUUUUUCUGUGGAAUAUGUACCCUGAUGUGAUGUUACAUUAAGGUUUUUACAUGUACAUUUUUGGUGGUUCCACCAGCUAUGUUAGCUGUAAUAUUUACAUUGCAUUUAUUCGAUUGAAAUGAUUUAUUUUUGGUGAUUCCACCAGCUUUGUUUUGUGAAAUAUUUACAUUGCAGUGAUGCAAUUGAUAUAAAGUAUUUUUGGUGUUUCCACCAACUUUUUCUGUGGAAUAUGUACCCUGAUGUGAUGUUACAUUAAGGUUUUUACAUGUACAUUUUUGGUGGUAACACCAGCUCUGUUAGCUGUAAUAUUUACAUUGCAUUUAUUCGAUUGAAAUGAUUUAUUUUUGGUGAUUCCACCAGCUUUGUUUUGUGAAAUAUUUACAUUGCAUUGAUGCAAUAUUGACAUUAAGUAUUUUUGGUGACUCCACCAGCUUUUUUUGCUGGAAUA